Molecule: messenger RNA, 600 nt
Organism: Diplodia corticola
Lineage: Eukaryota; Fungi; Ascomycota; Dothideomycetes; Botryosphaeriales; Botryosphaeriaceae
Exons: 1
Coding region: 1-600 (199 amino acids)
Biological process (GO): intronic box C/D snoRNA processing; nuclear-transcribed mRNA catabolic process, RNase MRP-dependent; tRNA processing
Cellular component (GO): ribonuclease MRP complex; nucleolar ribonuclease P complex
Molecular function (GO): ribonuclease MRP activity
Source: RefSeq, a predicted model, not a curated record
AUGCCCUCCACAACCAACCCCCCAGUCCCUCCUCUCCCUCUCUCCCGCCCCACCACCACCAGCGCCCCGACAACAACAACAACAGCAACAACAAAAAAACCACCAACACCAGCACCAGCACCAACACCAGCACCAGCAACAGCAACAACAUCCUUCUCCUCCACCACCUCUUCGUCCUCUCAAUCCACCCCCACAACCCUCCACACCCACACCCACCGCCUCCCCCCCUGGACCUACAUCCACCUCCGCCUCCUCACCACCACCACAGGAUCCCCAUCCACCCCAUCCGCUGGAUCCCCAUCCCAAUCCCCCCUCGACGCCCUAACCACCCGCCAACACCUCACCGCCGCCCUGCGCGCCCACCUCGGCGCCCACGGCGCCGCGGCGCCGGUCGACAUCUUGCGGGUGGACGGGGCGGAGGCGUGGAUCAGGGUGCCGCGGGAGGAUGGGGCGGGGGUGGUUGCGGCGGUGGGGGGAUGGGUUGGCGAGGAAGGAGGGAAUCAAGGAGGAGGGGUGGCGUGGGUGGUUGUGGGGUGGGGGGGUUGGUUGGGGGGAUUGGUGCUUGGGGAGGGGGGUGGUGGGGUGUUUGGGGAGAGGUGA